AUGGAACAAUAUGAUCAUGAUUUUGAUUGGGAAAGUUAUAACGGUGACAGCGAAGAGGAAUAUGAAGGAAAUUACUAUUUCGUUGAUCCGAAUGCAGACGAGGAACAAGAGGACUGCACCAUUGAGUCGGACGUCGAAGACGUCGCAAAUGCACUAGCGAGUGAGCAUCCAUUCGAAGAACCGUCUUUCAUGCGCGCUUUGGAUCUCGAUGCCAUGAAUACUCCAGAAUUUUCGGAGUAUGCCAAUGCAGAUCCACCUAUGGUCAAAGAUGGUGAAUUUGUCAUAGGGAUGAAAUUUAAUUCUAGAGAGGCUGUGAUCAAGGCAGUUAAAGAUUAUACCAUUCACAGAGGUGUUGAUUAUCGGGUUUUUAAGUCUGAGCCGACGACAUUUUACGCGAAAUGUGUGCAAUAUGGGCAAAGCUGUGAUUGGCUUAUCAGGGUUAGCAUGAUGCGAAGAAAGUAUUAUUGGGAGAUUAGACGAUACAAUGGCAACCAUACUUGUACUAGAGCCACUAUUUCUCAGGAUCAUUCGAAGUUGGACUCAAACACUAUUGCAGAAGCAAUUAAGCCAUUGAUAGAGGCCGAUCCAUCCAUAAAGGUGCGAUCAGUGAUUGCAGAUGUCCAAUCGAAGUUUAACUACAUGAUUAGUUAUCGCAAAGCAUGGUUGGCUAAGCAGAAGGUAGUUGAAAAAAUUUUUGGAGGGUGGGAAGCCUCUUAUGAAGCAUUGCCCAUAUGGUUUGAGGCAAUGGUGAAGAAAGAGCCAUCAGUAGCCGUCGAAUAUGAAACGUUACCUUGCUACCAUGGGGAUGAAUUGGUUCAGGAUGUCAGGGUUCUAAACCGAAUUUUCUGGAGUUUCUACCCAUGUAUAAGAGCAUUUAGGAAUUGCAAGCCGGUUGUACAGGUAGAUGGCACACACUUGUAUGGAAAAUAUAAAGGAGCGUUGUUGGUCGCAGUUUCUCAAGAUGGCAACAACAAUAUUGUGCUAAUUGCGUUUGCGCUUGUAGAGGGGGAGACAUCAGAUGCAUGGUUCUUUUUUCUUCGUCAUUUGCGAACCCAUGUGGUGACAAAGGAUGUGAUGGGACUUAUCUCUGAUCGACACAAGUCUAUUAGGUCAGCAGUUUCACGUUGUGAUGGAGCAUGGGAGCCGCCAAGGGCCAGACACAUGUUUUGCAUGAGGCACAUAGCAUCCAACUUCUUGAGGAAGUUCAAGGCACCGUUCAUGCAAAAGCUUGUGGUGAACAUAGGCUAUUCUAAGACGGUGGAUGAAUACGAAAUCCGUUACCAGAGGUUGCGCAGUUGGGGUGAGGCAUACACUUGCUGGCUAGAUUCCCCAUGA
Messenger RNA from Arachis ipaensis, 1335 nucleotides. RefSeq lists its product as uncharacterized. Lineage: Eukaryota; Viridiplantae; Streptophyta; Magnoliopsida; Fabales; Fabaceae. The record is from RefSeq and is a predicted model, not a curated record.